AUGAACCACCUCGACUCGAUGCAAGGAUGGGGAAAAGCACCAUCCGUUGAUGAUUCCCAAAUUGAGCAUCAGGAUGACCGACCGCGGAAAAAGCGCCGCAAGUACAUUGCUAGAGCUUGCAAUGAAUGUAAGCGCCGCAAGAUUAAAUGCAAUGGCGAGACUCCAUGUCAUCGAUGCGGUCGGCAAAAUAUCGAAUGUGUUUACGUGGAGAAUCUUCCGCAAGAUAGUGUCGGUGAACAACAAAACUUUGAUCGACUAUUUGAACAAAUGAGGUCGAUGCAGGAUCAAAUCACCGUAUUAUCUGCAGCUGUUCGUUCUGUGACACAUAGUGACACGCCUCCUUUUCCUGGUGUGCGGAAUAGCGUGGUCGGAUCGGCUGCAGCAACAUAUGGCCCAGUAGUCACUCAAAGAUCGCUGCGACGAAUAUCAACUACUGCCGAAGUACCAUUCCAAGGGCCAACGACUUCGGCGUUUAGUUUUGGUUUGGCCAAGUCUAGCCUACAACAGCGAGGCAUCGUGGAACGCAAUGAAAUAGGCGAUGAAGGUGAUAUGAUGCAGGAACCAUCUCCUCUUGCGUCUCCAUCUGCUCCAAAUUAUGAUUUCGGGGUGCGGCAGGUGGUGGAUCCUCUAUGGGCGCUUCCGAAAGAGGAAGCUUUGCGACUUUGUCAGGUUUAUGAGGAUGAAAUGGGAAUCAUGUAUCCCGUUCUGGAACUCCCAGAAUUAUUGGAUCAGGUGCACCGACUAUAUGGGCUGAUGAACCACGGCAUGAAUUCCGUCAUUCCGGACGAAGGACAAAGUUCCCUGGAGCGGCAUGAUGUUUAUAUCCUUAGAUUGGUUUUUGCGUGUGCUCUCACAGCUGAAGCUAGUGGCCGAAGUGAGCAAGCAAUCGCUCUUUUUGACAGCGUACGCGAAGUUCAAAGUGACUGUGUCUGGGGUCCCCCUGAUAUCAAGAGCAUCAUUUUCUUGACUCUGGUAUCCAUAUUCUAUUUUCAAAUGGAUGAAGAGACACUCGCGUGGCGUACGAUCGGAAUAGUCGAGCGCAUGUGCCUUGAGAGAGGGCUACACAGGCGAGAAACCUUGAAUCAGCCGGCUAUUGAGGCAAUAGGAAAGGAUCGUGUGCUCCGACUAUUUUGGUCCAUCUAUAUUCUUGACAUGCGUUGGAGCUUCGGCACGGGUAUGCCUUUUGCACUUGAAGAUACUGAUAUUGACCCUUGGCUUCCGGAGCCAGAGGAGAAAACCCCUUACCUCCGUGUGAUGAUUCGCUACAGUCGCAUCGCCGCCAAAGUCUGGAAAUUUAUCUCGACAUUCAACAAUACGAACGAGAUAAGAAAAGAGGAAAUGAACUACUUGGACUGGCAAGUUCUGCGUUGGGUCGAGACGAUCCCUGAUUCACUGCGAUUGGAUCAUCCCAGUACUCCAGACUCGGAAGCAGCGACCGAGGGUCCUAGAAGUAUUCGCAGACUACGCGCAAUGCUGUAUUUGCGAGCGAAUCAAUUACGGAUGCUCAUUCAUCGACCAGUACUGCAUACCGCAGGUCAUAUUGUUCGGUACCCCAGCGAAUCUGAAACCGUUGUUCGUAUUGCCAAAGAAACUAUUCGGUUCAUCACCCACUUGAAUGAGACCUCGGAUAUCUAUCAGCUUCAGCAGGUCACGUUCAAUUGGUUUUUGGUAUCGGCUUUGGCGGUGCUGUUCCUGGCUGUCUCGCAAGCCCCAUCCCAGUUCAGUGUAUCUUGCAAAGAGGAAUUCUACUGGGCAUUAGAGCUAGUCAAAGGGUUCUCUACAAAGUCAUACAUCUCGCGAAGAUUAUGGAAAUCAAUCCGCAGUCUUCGUAAACUGGGUCCACAACUUGGUCUUAGCGUGCAGAAGGCUCGGCCAGACGGGCCUGUCGAUGAUGAAGCAUCUAUACCGGAACCCGCAACUGAACAGGAAUCAACCAUUCCAGCCCCUGAUGCAAGUGUCAACAGUCUGACGCCACUUGAUGGAGCACAAAUGACGCAAGAACUUAUGGAGUGGUUUGAAGCGGUCGGGAAUGUAGAAGAGCAGAUUAUGGGAUUAGGCACAGGGCCAAUACAGGAUGAAGGAGCCUGGCAGCAAAUGCCCAAUGGGGCUUACAUGUUUGACUAUGGAGGCGAGCUGUCUACUCUGAUGAGAGACUGCUUUUGA
Molecule: messenger RNA, 2163 nt
Organism: Penicillium malachiteum
Lineage: Eukaryota; Fungi; Ascomycota; Eurotiomycetes; Eurotiales; Aspergillaceae
Product: putative C6 transcription factor
Exons: 4
Coding region: 1-2163 (720 amino acids)
Biological process (GO): DNA-templated transcription; positive regulation of transcription from RNA polymerase II promoter by galactose
Cellular component (GO): nucleus
Molecular function (GO): RNA polymerase II cis-regulatory region sequence-specific DNA binding; zinc ion binding; DNA-binding transcription factor activity, RNA polymerase II-specific
Source: RefSeq, a predicted model, not a curated record